CACAGGCCGGCGAGCGCUGAGAAACGUUGACACGAUGUCCGACAGAACGGAGGUGAACCUGAGCGGAGUCAAACAGAGCAAAGGCGUGUGGCUCGUCAAGGUUCCAAAGUAUUUAUCUCAGCAGUGGGACAAGGCCACGGAGAAGGGGGAAGUUGGAAAGAUUACCAUUGGAAAGAAACAAGGCAAAACAGAGGUGUGUUUCAGCCUGAGCGCGGAGCUGAGUGCCCUGCACAGUGCUGUGGGGGAGAAGGACGGAGCACUGCAGGUCCCGAGGGAGCAUCCCUUCACCAUGCACACAGUGGGUGGACAGACCAUGGCUGUUUUCAGCCAGAGCAGCACAGACGAGCUCAGUCUGGAGGGGAUGGUGGUGCACAGAGCUGAAUGCAGGCCAGUCGUCAAUGACAACUACAUGAAGCUGAAGAAGUUGCAGCUCAAAGAGUCCACCAAGCCUCAGCGUCUAUCCCAGCAGCUAGAGAGAGCCAUCACCACGGUCUUCAAGCCGGUGGCCAACCACGAUUUCAAUCUGGAGUAUGAGAAGAAGAAGAAGUCGGAGGGGAAGAUGGUGAGGGCCGAGCGCCAGGUCGUGUUGGACAUGCUCUUCUCCACCUUCGAGAAGCACCAGUAUUACAACAUCAAGGACCUGGUGGACAUCACCAGACAACCUGUGACCUACCUGAAGGAAAUCAUGCGGGAGAUCGGGACGUACAACAGCAAGGGAGCUCACAAGAGCACCUGGGAGCUGAAGCCCGAGUACCGACACUACCAGUCUGCCGAGGAAGAGGAGGAGACGAAGGCCGCCUAGAGCCUGUCCCGCUGAGGUUCGUCUCAUCACACGAGGAGAGAGUUCAGCUGCUUACUGUUGGAAAAGGAUUUCAGCUUUUUCAGGGACUUUCAAUUGGAAAAACACUUAAUCAGACAUGCAGCUACUGUGUGUUUUGAGUUUCUUGGAAUUUGAGGAAUGUAGUGGCUGUGUGGAAGAUGGAAAAAAAGCAUCUUGAAUGUAGAAGGCAAAAUCAGUGAAAUUCUCCUUUUAGUAAUGUGUAGGUUUGUUUGGGAUCUUGUUUUGUUUUAUCGCAGUCGACUGUUUUGCUUUUGAUUGAAUUUGUCUGAGAUGAGAGGAACAGUAAUGUGACUGAGAGUCGGCCCAUGUUGAACUCUACUCUACAUGUUUUUUGCGUUCUGAUUAAAUCUCUCUGAGCCUUCGAAAGCCGUCCCUACUUCUAUAUACCCGAAACUUCAUCACAGCAGAGACACAGCACAAGUAGAGAGACAAUGACAGUAACAAUGGCUCCUUCUCACCAAUCACUCAUGUCGUUAUAGUUAAUAAAAUGCUUCCAUUCUUUACACGCAGCUCGCAGUUUGGGAUCUAAAGGUUUAGCAAAUAAAAAAAAAUUAAAUUAAUCUUA
Scophthalmus maximus (turbot) is the source of this 1406-nucleotide messenger RNA. RefSeq names its product general transcription factor IIF subunit 2-like. Gene Ontology annotation, cellular component: transcription factor TFIIF complex. The coding region runs from base 35 to 802 and encodes 255 amino acids. The record is from RefSeq and is a predicted model, not a curated record. The transcript is spliced from 8 exons. Lineage: Eukaryota; Metazoa; Chordata; Actinopteri; Pleuronectiformes; Scophthalmidae. Gene Ontology annotation, biological process: transcription by RNA polymerase II; transcription initiation at RNA polymerase II promoter.